AUGCCAUGCCCGCCGAGCCGAAUCAACGAAUAUGCCAUCAAACCGCCUCCCGCCCAAGAUGGCAGGUUUCUCGCUAAUCUGUGGGACACUCUGCAGCCAUUAUUCGACCAACACAAACCAGAUCCCGCACAUAUUACUAAACCUUUGGUAGAUAAAUUGCCGGACAAGGACAUCUUGGGAAGCUUCUUCAAUCUUACAAAUGGAGAGGCAGAAAAUACUAGGGCAAACCACAUGGAACUGGUAAAGAAACUACCACCAUAUCCCAAGGGACACUUUGGCGGCCGUGGCGUCGUCGUCCUUGCAGGGGGCAGAUACUCCGAUUUUGCGGCUACGUCGAUUGGCAUGCUCCGGGAAUCAGGAAGCAAGUUGCCAGUCGAGGUAUGGCUCAACGAAGACGGGGACGAGGCGUGGUGUAACGAACUCCCACUGGAGGGGAUGGUGUGCAGAAGGCUCACGGACUACAUGAACUUGGACGAUUUGCCUCAUCCUUAUCAGUGGAAAGUUUUUGCAAUGCUUUAUUCAACAUUCGAAGAUAUUCUUUUUAUAGAUGCCGACUCGAUACCAGUAAAGAACCCCGACUUUUUGUUUGACUCGGCUGUCUACAAAAACUACGGCGUGAUACUAUGGCCAGACUAUUGGAAACACACGGGUUCUCCAUUACUGCCGUAUCUCAUCGGUAUUAACAGUACCAGGGAAUCAGAUAUACUAGCAUCCGAAACCAGUGUUGAAUCGGGGCAGCUGGUUUGGAACAAGAAGACUCACUGGAAGAGCCUCGUUCUUGCUGCCUACUAUAACUACUUCGGCCCCGACUUUUGGUAUACUGUUUUCAACAAUGGCUGGCUAGGAUGGGGCGACAAGGACACGUUUCCCGCGGCUCUUAAGGCUGCUCAACAAGAUUAUUACCAAGUUUCUCAUGAAAUAGUCACCAUAUUUGUUCAAGGCACGAUCGAUGGUAUAGGAAUGCUCCAGCCAGAUCCCACCAACAAGGCCGAGCACAAGCCGCUAUUUCUACACAUGAACAUGAUCAAGUGGGGCGCAAGAGAUCUCCUGUGUACCGAGAAUUGCGACAAGUUUAAAGACCAGGGAGAUCACCCCUUCCAUAUGAUUGACGAAAGGUCGCAGAUCUACAAGCACCUGCGGGAAGGUAUGCGCGUCUUUGCAGUUGGGCAACUGUUCCAGGGCAACAUUGACCCGGAACCGGACAUGUGGCGGGUAGUGGAACACAAUGCCUGUAGAACUAGCCGGGCAAAUUGGCAUAUGUGCAAAAAUGCCCGGAGCCACAUGGAGAGAACCUUUGGCUUUGAUUUCACCGAGUAUCGCGAAGAGAUGAAUGAGGGCGGAAACGCAAACACACAAAUUUGCAUUGAGGGGCCUUGGGUGAAGCCAUCAAGAGCCAAGCCCAAGCCGAAGAACUGGGCUAAGGAUUAUGAGGAGACGUACGAGUGA
Metarhizium brunneum ARSEF 3297 is the source of this 1446-nucleotide messenger RNA. It is a transcript of the gene MNN22, whose product is annotated as Alpha-1,2-mannosyltransferase MNN22. Gene Ontology annotation, molecular function: alpha-1,2-mannosyltransferase activity. Gene Ontology annotation, cellular component: Golgi apparatus. Lineage: Eukaryota; Fungi; Ascomycota; Sordariomycetes; Hypocreales; Clavicipitaceae. Gene Ontology annotation, biological process: mannan biosynthetic process. The record is from RefSeq and is a predicted model, not a curated record.